GCAUACAAAAUACCAGAUUAAAUUGUUAAACAAAUUCCAAGUCCCCAAUCUAUCAAAAAAAGUUUCCUUGCCAGGUAAAAAAGAGUUUAAAUAAAGGGGCUUAAGUGGGCUAAGUUCGUUUUUUCAUCGGUAUGGCACGCUGAAAAGGCGCCAUUCUUAAGAAGCGUCCCUCCAUUUUUUUUAAACUCCUAAAUAAUUACUGCUCGACGUCAUAAUGCAGCGCCACAGGGAAUUAUAUAAACAGCAAUCACUUGCUUUCAGCCCACGCAAUUUCAAUGAGCAGAACCGGGAACUCCAGAAUGCGGCGCGUGCAAAACAGCGCGAGGAUCGUUUUCAAAGCAACCGCAUUAUUAGUGUUAGUCCAACUCCCGUCAAGCGUGCGGCACCUAUACCGCCCUCAGAGGAGGCGCAGCCACGCCUUACCUAUGUCGCUCCUCCUAAGGAGAAUCGAAAACCAGAGCUGCUUCAGCAGCAGAGGAACCCCACCCGGGACCUUUACAUAAAGCGCUUCGUGGAUUGGAAGGCUGCCAGGAAGGAACAAACAAAGAACGAGCAAAUUGCUCGUCGUGGUCAAAAGAUGUUCACAUAUAAAACCGAAACACUUAAACCUGCGACAAACCCCCAGAAGCUGCGGGAAAAUUUAAGUCGACCGCAGUAGCAAAAGGGCCGGCAAUAAAAAACAAGCUUGCCAGCCAAUUGUCGACCAGAAUGAAGGCCAAGAGCAACGUCAGCAAGUACGUAGGUCUUCAAAAGAAUGUUCGAAAUCGGCCGGAGCUGAUGAGAGAGUUGGUUGAGGCUGGGACCACUGAACUCCCACUGCCUCCCAAUACGCCGCUGGAAGAGAAGAUAAGUUUCUCUGCUCUGGCCACAUUCACGCAGUGCAAGACGAACAAUUGCAGUCAAGAAAUGAUAGAAGCCUUGGGUGAGAUUUCAAAUCUGAGUCCAGUGGGUCCAAUGAGCAGCCACCGAGAUUCGAAAGCGAAGCGGAAAUUUGACUUUUCUAGGUACUCUUUGAUAAAAACGGCAGCUGAAGAGAGUUUGAUCUUGGAUCCAUAUCUGGCUAAGGAUCCAGAUGAUAAAGAACAAGAAAAUUCUACUCUGAAGGCAGCUGCGGAGCAAACCCCUCCUCGCAGGAUUUCCGAUGAGAAGCCCAACUACUUAAGUCCAUAUGUGAGCGUCUCGCGCGGUAAAGUCAACUCUCGCUGUGAUCGUGAGAAGCGAAACAGCAUGUAUUUGCCCGGUGAGGAGUAUCCUGUUGCCAAUCGGCGGGCCCUCGAGUCGGUGCUCUACUUUCGCAUACAGCUGGAGAAUGAGAUUCGACGACUGCGAGAUAUCUGCAGCGAGUGGGAAGCCUAUAGCAAGGAGAAUGAGGCGCAUCUGGUUGAGACGGGCGGCAUAGAUAUGAUCAAUGUGGCCAUUGGACAGACUAAUUUGCUCUAUACCAAGAAAUUGAUGCAGUUCAGCGGUCUGAUUGACCGUUGCGAGGCGGGAGCUACGGGCAAGAACCAUCGACCCUACGAUGGCAGCGAGGAGACGAAACCCGUCCAGGCAGAGGAUCUGGAAGGGUGGUGGGACAUGCUGCGACUCCAGAGUGAGAAUGUUGACAAGCGCUUUGAUAACUUGAAGCGAUGGAAACAGAACAAUUGGCAGGACCCCGAUGCAGUUGAGGAAUCGAAAAUACCAGCCAAGCCUGUGGCCAAACCAAAGUCUAAGCUGGGCAACAAUUUAAACGCUAAGCCCAAGGUCAAGGCCAGCAGUAACUUGAUGCAAUUACUCCGCAAGGCCCAUGCUGAAAUGAAAAAGGCUAAGGCGGAUGUGGUAUCAGCGGACGAUGCCCCGCAAACUCCAUCUCGCAGCAGCACUCAGCGUGUGAUCGUAGUACGCGACCGUCGGUCCUUCUCUCCUGCUCGCACCGUCCUGCGCAUGUCUGUAGGCGAGAGCCGUUCUUCCAAUGGUGGCAACACUCUGCUCAAGUCUGCUAUAUUGGCCGCAGCCGAACAAAACGCUCUUAAUCAUACCCCCCCUCCCAAUAAGGGACGCCAGUCGAUUCUGAAAAAACCAGGGACCAGCAAGCGUGAAAGUCGUGGUGUUAUUUUCAGUACAAAGAAAAAUGUACGGCACUUCAAAUUCACCUACGAAGAAGGCACUAUUAGCGAUGAUGAGCCCUUUGGCGGCGAUAAGCUAGAGGAUUGCGAGGAGGACAUGUCGAUCGAAGCUUCAGGGGAAACACGUUCCGUAGACCAGGGCCCAGCAGAAAAUGAGCCGCAAUCCGCGUCUUAGGCCAUCCACCGAGUUUAUGUAGUUUAUCUAUCAUUUAUUAUUUAAAGUUACGUUUUUGUUUAUAUGUAUAGUAUUAUUUAAUUCUGAAAAUUAUGUUUCAAUUUCAAA
This is a messenger RNA of Drosophila miranda, 2388 nucleotides long. RefSeq names its product guanylate kinase-associated protein mars-like. The transcript has 4 exons. The record is from RefSeq and is a predicted model, not a curated record. Gene Ontology annotation, cellular component: nucleus; spindle pole centrosome; cytoplasm. Bases 709 to 2280 code for a protein of 523 amino acids. Lineage: Eukaryota; Metazoa; Arthropoda; Insecta; Diptera; Drosophilidae. Gene Ontology annotation, biological process: kinetochore assembly; chromosome segregation; mitotic spindle organization. Gene Ontology annotation, molecular function: microtubule binding.